UAUCUGCAGUUGACUUUCAUCAUCGGACGUCAAGACAGAUUACAAAAUACCAUCCGUAUCACUUCGCCCGCGUCCGUCGUUCCACAACAUUAGACUAACUAAAUUGACUAAUUAAAGUUUCAAACUUUAAAAUAAGUCUAUUUCUUAUCUAUUUUUGAUGCCGAUGGUAUAAUGAUACAAUCGUUUUAACUUUCAAGCAAAGUGGCCUUGCCGGCAGCCGGUAUUAGAUAGUAUUGAUACUUGUAAUAUUAAUUAAUACGGUUUCUUUGUUGACAACAGGCGGCUAUAAACUGUAAAAAAACUUUUUAUUUUAGCUAAUAUCAAGGGAUCUCUGAACCAGUAAAUGAAUAUGUCAGGUAAAAGGAAACAUAUAGAAAUGUAUCUUGGAGAAAUUUUUAAGGAAUUCAUAGCCUUAAAAGACGAGGAUCUCAAGAAAUCACAAGAAGUAUUUAACAGUGUCUUUGUACAGGUUAAGCAAAAGAUGGAAGAGCAAUGUAAUUACUUUAGUAAAUAUGCUAAACAGGUACUCUAUGCUGGGAGUGUGUAUGAUGGUAUAAAAGUGUCCAAAUUAGAUGAAUUUGACAUGAACAUUGUGAUACGACUACCCAUAAGUUAUGAGGAUGGAGAGGAAGGAAUUUUAUUGGAGAAUGCUCAGCCUGGAUUUGUCAAAAUGAAAAUUGGCAGUCCAUUUGAUAAUCUGGAUAAGCAGAAGGAUUGGGAAAACUGUCAUAAAGUGACAAGAGAUUGGCGUGACAGUGGCAAAUACCUUCUCCAAAACAAAUUUCGUCAGUGGUUGCACAGUAUAAUACAGAAGGCCCUUAACGCUAUGAACAAUGAGGUGACAGUUAAUGGUGUUAAGUAUGAGUUAAAAUAUAAAUCGUCGGGGCCAGCGUUUACAUUGAAUAUAGAGAAUAAAAUUUUAUCUUUCUGUCUUGAUGUGGAUUUAGUACCUGCCAUACGAUUUAUGCUACCUCGUUGGCCAAAAGGUUACAGGAAUAUAUAUAUAGAUGACGAUAAAGCUAAAGAUUGGUUAGUAGUACCAAAGCCAAAUAAAGCUUUGAAUGCUAAAGAGCAGAACCAGUGUUGGCGGCUCUCCUUUCAGGAACAAGAGAGGAAAGUUAUGAAAGAUUUGAAGCAGUUGAAAGUUGUUAUAAGAUUGGUUGGAGAUGAGGAUUCAAGCUUAGUAAUUAAAGAAUAG
Molecule: messenger RNA, 1198 nt
Organism: Pieris brassicae (large cabbage white)
Lineage: Eukaryota; Metazoa; Arthropoda; Insecta; Lepidoptera; Pieridae
Gene: cGlr2
Exons: 6
Coding region: 344-1198 (284 amino acids)
Source: RefSeq, a predicted model, not a curated record